AUGUCGAUGAAAUGUUCCAUUAAUGUUGAGGUUGCCGAGGAACACGUGGCACCUAAAUCAAAAUUCCGAUUUGCAUUUGAAGAGGUUGAAUUAUCCGACGAUGAAGAAGAAGAGGAUCAAGAAAAGCAUUUGAUAGAGAAUGAGUUUGAAGAUUUUCUACAAAGUAUCUCAAUCUCUAAAGAAGAUGUGGUUGUCACACCUUCUGCUGUGACUGAAAGAGAUUGUGACUCAACUGUGCAAUUGUAUUCACCUACCCCUGAACAGAUGGAUGCUCUUAUUGCUGAUCUUCAGCGAACUGCGAGGAAGCCUCCCCAAACAGUUCCUGUUACAACUGAACCUCCAUCUGAGAGUGAUCAAGAUGAUUCAGCUCACGUUCUACUCCUGAGGAAAAGAAAAAGAAUAGAUUCAAGACCUGGAGUGCUUAUCACAGACUCUGUUCAAAAUUUAUCUACUCCGAUUGAAUCUAGUUUUGUGGCCCAAAACACUGAAAACACAUUCUCUGAGUCCUAUCCAGUGAUGCAAGAGAUUUCAAGCCCGUUACCUGAAUCCACACUUAACAUAGUUUUUGAUUUGGAACAUAGCUCAGCUGAAAAGGAUUUGAUUAUUGGAAAGCAGGAAAUUAGAAUCAAUGAUCUUGAAAAGGAGAACUCCAUUAAAGAUGCAAAGAUUUCAGAACUUCAAGCAAAUCUUGGUGGUCUAACUGCUUUAUUCUUUGACCUGAAACAAUGCUUACAUCAAAAGUUUGGCGAUGAUUUUAAACCUUUAAGCGCUGAAGGAGAAAAGACUUCUGCUUCUAGUUCUGGUCCAACCAAUUCAACUUCUCAACCUACAAGUGAAAGAGUUGUAAGACCUUCUUCAGACGCUAAUCUUGACACAUUUUUAUCUUCUGGUCCCUCUCCUUCUCAAGAAAGAAGAGAGAAUAAAAUCAGGAUUGAGUAG
Molecule: messenger RNA, 939 nt
Organism: Lactuca virosa
Lineage: Eukaryota; Viridiplantae; Streptophyta; Magnoliopsida; Asterales; Asteraceae
Source: the annotation of a GenBank genome assembly